Molecule: messenger RNA, 1449 nt
Organism: Acanthamoeba castellanii str. Neff
Lineage: Eukaryota; Discosea; Longamoebia; Acanthamoebidae
Product: C5 cytosine-specific DNA methylase superfamily protein
Exons: 2
Coding region: 1-1449 (482 amino acids)
Molecular function (GO): methyltransferase activity
Source: RefSeq, a predicted model, not a curated record
AUGGUGAGCCUGUUUUGCGGCGCCGGCGGGCUCGACCUGGGGUUUGAGCGCGCCGGAUUUGUCGGCCUGCUGGCCGUCGAUAGCAAUCGCGAUGCCGUCGCUACAUACCGCGCCAACCUGCGCGACGUGGCCGCCCUGCAAGAUGUGCGCACUUUUAGUCCUGCAGCUGACCUCCUAGCGAGCGGCUGCGACGUGGUGGCCGGCGGUCCGCCGUGCCAGGGCUUCUCGAUCGGCGGCCACAUGCGCACCGACGACUGUCGCAGCGAGCUGGUGUGGGAGUUUGUGCGCGUCGUGCGCCAGCUGUUGCCGCGUGCCUUUGUCAUGGAGAACGUGGCCGCGCUGGCGACACACCCCAAGUGGCACACCGUGCGCGACAAGCUGGUUAUGCCGUCGGGGUCCAUCUCCUCGACGCGGCACACUCGUGGCGUUCCGCAAACGCGCAAGAGGGCGUUUUUUGUGGGCGUGCUGGCGAACCUUAUGCCACCAGGUGCCUCCAUCGAGGCUGCCUACGCUGCUCGUCUUGCUCAAGCGCGUUUGGAAAUGGGCGUCGGUCCAACGCCUCCCACGGUGCGCAAUGUCUUGGCUGGUCUGCCACGGCCCGGCGUGGCGCCCAACACCGCACCGUGUAGUGCCCGUGUGACGCUGGCAAAGCAACCGCAGUUGCGCGCAACCCCUUACGCGGGCCUGCUCUUUAACGGCGGCGGACCGCCGCUCAACUUGGAUGCGCCGAGCUGCACCCUGCUCGCAUCCAUGGGCGGCAACCGCACCCCGAUCAUCGACGAGCGCGCUCUCUACGACGGCGCCGUGCCUUGGGUGGUAGAGUACCACGCCGCCUUGACCAGCAAACAGAACGUUGGCUGUGCGACAGACUCUGGCGCUAGCUGCGGGUCCAUCCAAGAUAAAAGCCGGGCAUCCAAAGCCGACAGCAGCUGCACGGCCGAGACCGUUACCAGCGUCAUGCUCGCUCAUGGCAGUGACUUUGUAGCCACCCACAGUGGCGGCAAAAUGGCCGCUCAUAGUGACGGCAACGUGGCCAUCCAUAGCGACUACAGCUCCAUGUUGGGGGUCGAUGACGAUGCCGGGAACACACACAAGGGGUGCCACAAAGCAAAGGCCAAUGUCGAACAACACGCCACCGGCGCUGUGCUUGCUGCUGCAAUCAAGGGCAGUGGCCGCGCCAACAAAGAACGUGAAUGCAAGCCAUGCUGCCAAGACGCCAUCCGUGCCAAAGACGCGCCAACCGCGCAAUCGCCGCCGGCAUGGGUCCCCCGGCUGACCGUUGCCGAAGCCGCUCGCCUGCAAGACUUUCCCGAGGGCUAUAGCUUUUGCGGCGCACAAUCAUCCCAGUACAGGCAGGUGGGCAACUCUGUGCCACCCAAGCUGGCGCAGGCCGUGGCGCUUGCCUUGCGUUUUGUCCUCGACAAUGAUCUGCUGCCGGCGAAAGCAUGA